AUGAGACUAGGACAGGCAGCAGGCCAAUAUUGGAAGGACCAGAUGUUCAGUGAUGAUCAAGCGAUGACAACACAAUGGCCGCAUGUCAGGGACAGUGACACAAACAGAGACCCAAUAAUUUUUGCAGAGGAAUUGAAAGCAGGCUCUGUGCUCAUCCCAAACCUCUACUCCAAUGCCUGCUAUCCAAUCUUCUACACAAACUCCCCAGCAUUCCCCACAGUAAACACCAGCCAGCACUCAAGCCAGCACCAGCUCCUGCGAAUUCCACCGAAAGUGGAGCAAAUGACGAAGUUCUUUGAACUGGAAGUGAUACAUUCUUGGGAGCCCAAUGCCAAAGUCCUGGCCAUCCAUAGGAGAAACAAGCUGCUGAGGAUCGCACGAGUUGCUGCUCAGAAAGCCGAGGCUGAUGUGAAGGCUGCAGAAGGGAAGAUACAUAAACAUAUGGCAAAGGUAGGCUGGAAGGAUAUCCCCACUCACUUAAAGGAGAAGCCUAUGAUGGCUGCGAAGCUCAAAGAGCUGCAUGAAAACAAGCACAUUUAUAUCCCUUGGUAUACCUGUCCUGUCGUAACUUGCCAGACUUUUGUGGAUCGCAAGCCUAUCAAGGUAGCCAGUUGCAAAGCAUAUGAUCAGUGUGGUCAAUGCUGUGUUUGGAGCUCCCAGUAG
Pisolithus orientalis is the source of this 663-nucleotide messenger RNA. RefSeq lists its product as uncharacterized. Bases 1 to 663 code for a protein of 220 amino acids. The record is from RefSeq and is a predicted model, not a curated record. The transcript has 5 exons. Lineage: Eukaryota; Fungi; Basidiomycota; Agaricomycetes; Boletales; Pisolithaceae.